Cryptomeria japonica (Japanese cedar) is the source of this 456-nucleotide messenger RNA. RefSeq lists its product as uncharacterized. Gene Ontology annotation, molecular function: nucleic acid binding; RNA-DNA hybrid ribonuclease activity. The coding region runs from base 1 to 456 and encodes 151 amino acids. The record is from RefSeq and is a predicted model, not a curated record. Lineage: Eukaryota; Viridiplantae; Streptophyta; Pinopsida; Cupressales; Cupressaceae. The transcript has a single exon.
AUGAACUUUGAUGGGGCUAGCAAAGGAAACCCGGGUUUGUUAGGGUAUGGAGCGGUCAUUAGAGGUGAGAUAGGAGAAUUUUUAGAGGUUGUAAAUGGGCAAGCUGGAUAUGUAUCCAAUAAUAUAGCAGAAAUAGCCACCCUUGAGGAAGGACUCAAAUGGGCUAUAGAUAAUGGAUUAUCUAAAGUGGUCAUUAAUGGAAUCAUUAACAAACAUUUUUUGAAUUGGCGGUUGAAUUCCUGGAUCCCAAGAAUUUAUGACCAUUUGUAUAAACUAGAGGAUUUUCAGAUCCAGCAUGUAUAUCGAGAAGGCAACCAAGUUGUGGAUCUCUUAGCAAAUCACAGGAUAAAUAAUGUUCAACCAUCUGUCUUUUCGAAUGCAAAUACAGUCAACAGAGAAAUCUUGCAGAGAUUGCAAGAGGACGCCGCUCAUAUCCCUAAGUUUGGAAUUGGCUGA